Molecule: messenger RNA, 5754 nt
Organism: Cantharellus anzutake
Lineage: Eukaryota; Fungi; Basidiomycota; Agaricomycetes; Cantharellales; Hydnaceae
Exons: 5
Coding region: 371-5470 (1699 amino acids)
Molecular function (GO): protein binding
Source: RefSeq, a predicted model, not a curated record
CGCCGACCCUCAGUACGAAGCCACCGCCGCAACUGGUACCUCAGUAUGAUGUUCCAUAGAUGUCCUUGCGAGUUCACGUUGAAUUCGCGCAUCCUCAAACACUUAUGCCACUUGCAGUUCUUCUCUGUUCUUCUCUCUCAGGAUACAGGACUUGAUCAAGACUUGAUGUCAUCAUCCGUCCCACUUGCCCAUGCCAACCGCGCUUGUUAGAAUUCGCCGCUGAUAUCGGAUCAGAUCGAGGGAUUAUGUCGGCCAAAAGUAUUCAUUAUGCCCUUCCAUAAUUAGACGGGGGCCUCGUGGCUCUGAGCUCACACGUGUGUUUGACGCCCAAAGCUCUCCCUCUCCUCUAUCCACUUGUCCACUAUCGAACAUGUCGGCGCAGCAAGGGGCUGAAGCUCUCAGGCAUAAGAUCGACGAUCUGCUCGUGCAGGGGGUUGACAUAGCGGUCCCGAUUCUCAAGGUCGUCAAUGCUACGGCUGAUUGGUGUCCCCCUCUCAAGAUGGCCACUGGCGGUGCACUCUCCAUCCUCGAUGAGGUUCAGAAGUUCAGAGACAACAAGAAGGAAUGGGCUGAUUUCGGUCAAUACGUAGCCGACACCGUGAUCGACGUGAUUUUAGUCAUGAAAUCUUAUGAUACGUCAGCGGAGGAGGCAAACCCGUGGAUGGAGAGUGCCACAAAGCUCAAAAACGCUCUAGAGGUGGUUGAGUCCGAAAUCAAAGGAAGACGGGAGAAAGUAGAGAAACGACCGGCCUUAAUAAAUGCGGUUUCGUACUUGCGAGACCCAGGAAGGAUCAAUAGCCUCAAGAAAGAUUUUGACAAAGCAUUGGCAUCGUUCCAGCUUCGGACGAACUUGAUGACUGGUGCCAAAUUAGCGGCCAUGGAACGUCGUCAACAGGAUGCAGAACGUCGCCAACAGGAAGAUAAAAUUCUCGAGAGCCUCCGAUACCCUCAUAUCGCCCUUGGCGAUUCCGCUCAGGCAUGCCUAGAAGGCACUAGGGUUGAUCUUGCUGAGCGUAUCAUGACAUGGUGUCGCAACACUGGGGAGAGUGAGAAUCGGCUGAUGCUACUGACUGCUGUGGCCGGUGCCGGCAAGACUUCAAUUGCGCUCACGAUAGCAGAACGAUGUGCGAACGAAGAGGACGUUACCCUGUUACUGCACUUCUUCUUUAAAGCGGGUGAACAGGCGCGGCCCGAUUUCUUAUUCACCGGCAUAGCUCGAGCCCUAGCAGACCUUGGCCCGGUUUACCGCAGUUCCAUUAUCUCUGCUCUUAGAAAAGAUCCUUCUCUCUCAACAGCCCCACUAGCGAAGCAAUUCGGGAACUUGGUGGCUUCGCCUCUCCUUCAUACACCUCCGCCUUCCGGUCAUUCUAUGGUCGUCAUCAUUGAUGCUUUGGACGAGUGUGACAAAACCGCGUUUUUACCCCUUGCUGAAAUCCUUAGGGAGGAGGUGCCCAGGCUACCAUCUUCCAUAAAAUUCUUCAUCACAUCGAGACAAUUUGAUCUCGUGAAUCGUUUCCUCUCCCCCAAUUACCCUAUCAAUCGACUCACUAUUGAUCUCUUGGAUGAGACAAACGUGCAGGACUGUGCUACAUACAUCAGUUUCCAGCUUCAAAAGCUGAAGAAAUCGCAUCCGGAGUUACGCAAUAAUCUUCAGAAUGAGGACAAAAAAGUUCAGGAGAUCUUGGAACGAGCAAAUGGCUUGUUCAUUUGGGUCAGCACCAUCUUCCUCUACAUGGAGACGACCAGCAACGAUCCAAUGAGAACACUGGGGCGCCUGCUCGACACUGGCACCAAACGUUCAAAGAUCCCUGCCGAGGGAAUGAUGGAUCGUUUAUACACAACGAUUCUGAAAAGGUGUAAUUGGGAAGAUGAAGAUUUUGUGCACGACUACCCAAUCGUGAUGGGAGCAAUCGUCGCUGCACAACAGCCUCUGUCGAUCACUGCCUGGGAUGUGAUUUUGUCACCUUCCCUCAAUUCUUCUGUCCGUUAUGCAUUGGCUGAACUCGCCCCUCUCCUCUUGGGGGUUGAGGAUUCUCACAUUCCGAUUCGCAUCUUACACCAAUCAUUCCGCGAUUUUAUUGUGGAUCGGAUCGAUCUGCGAUCCAUCGACCUUGGUUGCAGUCCGGUAGAUUUGAGGACAGAGAAUGCCAGGAUUGCCCUGCAAUGUACUGAGAUUUUGAACCGGGAUCUUUGCUCUGUAGAGGGCCUAGGACUGAUUGAAGGCUUGUCUGAAAGAGAUGAAAUGCCGCGUAUCCCUCCGGAGCAGUUAUCCGAACACUUUCGUUAUGCAUGCUGUCAUAUUGUCCAUCACCUCAGUGGAGUCCAGGAACCAUCAGAAGAGCUCAAUCGGUCAGUUGGCAUGUUUCUCAGUCAGCAAGCAACUUGCUGGGUGGAAGUCUGUGUGAGAAUGGAGGGCUACAUCAGUAUCUCAUCACUCCCUGAGUGGGUCAAGUUGUCUGUUGACCACAGCUCGAAAGAUGCUGUCGGCACACUGGCUAUUGUGCUUGCCCGGCUUUCAUCGAAUUUGGUAUUUUUGUCAAGAUUCCAGGAGGCACAUGAGGCAGCAAGUGAUUCUGUUGCACUCUGCCGUUACCUUUUUUCUGUGGACUCAGUGUCCUACACCCCGCAUUUGUCCCUGUCACUCAAUAAUCUAUAUUUGGCUCUGUCUACACUUGGACGGCACUUGGAGGCGCUCCCAUUCAUUGAAGAAAGCGUCAAACUCCGGCGUGAGCUAGUUGCCAUUCACCCAGGAUCAUACACCCCGGAUCUGGCCAGCUCACUCAACAAUCUCCGUGGUGCUCUCGCCAGACUCGGACGGCACUCGGAGGCGCUCCCAUUCAUUGAAGAAAGCGUCAACCUAUACCGUGAGCUGGUUGCCGCUCACCCAGGAUCAUACACCCCGGAUUUGGCCAGAUCACUCAACAAUCUAUUUAACGCUCUUUCCAAUCUCGGACGGCACUCGGAGGCACUCCCAUCUAUCAAAGAAAGCGUCAAACUCUGGCGCGAGCUAGUUGCCAUUCACCCAGCAUCAUACACCCUGGAUCUGGCCAUCUCACUUGACAAUCUCUGUGGUGCUCUUUCCAAUCUUGGACGGCACUCGGAGGCGCUCCCAUUCACCGAAGAAAGCAUCAAACUACACCGUGAGCUGGUCGCUGUUCACCCAGGGUCAUACACCCCAGGUUUGGCCCUCUCACUCAACAAUCUAUAUAAUGCUCUUUCCAAUCUCGGACGGCACUCGGAGGCGCUCCCAUUCAUUCAAGAAAGCGUCAAACUACACCGUGAGCUGGUCGCUGUUCACCCAGGAUCAUACACCCCAGAUUUGGCCCUCUCACUCAACAAUCUAUUUGACGCUCUUUCCAAUCUCCGACGGCACUCGGAAGCGCUCCCAUUCAUCGAAGAAAGCGUCAAACUCCGGCGCGAGCUAGUUGCCAUUCACCCAGGAUCAUACACCCCAGAUUUGGCCGGAUCACUCAACAAUCUAUAUAACGCUCUUUCCAAUCUCGGACGGUACUCGGAGGCGCUCCCAUUCAUCAAAGAGAGCGUCAAACUCCAGCGCGAGCUAGUUGCCAUUCACCCAGGAUCAUACACCCCAGAUUUGGCCGGAUCACUCAACAAUCUAUAUAACGCUCUUUCCAAUCUCGGACGGUACUCGGAGGCGCUCCCAUUCAUCAAAGAGAGCGUCAAACUCCGGCGCGAGCUAGUUGCCAUUCACCCAGGAUCAUACACCCCGGAUUUGGCCAGAUCACUCAACAAUCUAUAUAGCGCUCUUUCCAAUCUCGGACGGCACUCGGAGGCGCUCCCGUUCAUUGAAGAAAGCGUCAAACUCCGGCGUGAGCUAGUUGCUGCUCACCCAGGAUCAUACACCCCGGAUUUGGCCAGAUCACUCAACAAUCUAUUUAACGCUCUUUCCAAUCUCGGACGGCACUCGGAGGCACUCCCAUCCAUCAAAGAAAGCGUCAAACUCCGGCGCGAGCUAGUUGCCAUUCACCCAGCAUCAUACACCCCAGUUCUGGCCCUCUCACUCAACAAUCUACAUAACGCUCUUUCCAAUCUCGGACAGCACUUGGAGGCACUCCCAUUCAUUGAAGAGUGCGUCAAACUACACCGUGAGCUGGUCGCUGUUCACCCAGGAUCAUACACCCCAGAUUUGGCCAGAUCACUCAACAAUCUAUAUUUGGCUCUUUCCAAUCUCGGACGGCACUCAGAGGCGCUCCCAUUCAUCGAAGAAAGUGUCAAACUCUGGCGCGAGCUAGUUGCCAUUCACCCAGGAUCAUACACCCCAGAUUUUGCCAUCUCACUCGACAAUCUCCGUGGUGCUCUUGCCAGACUCGGACGGCACUCGGAGGCGCUCCCAUUCAUCGAAGAGAGCGUCAGGCUAUGCCGUGAGCUAGUUGCUGUUCACCCAGGAUCAUACACCCUGGAUUUGGCCAGAUCACUCAACAAUCUAUUCUUGGCUCUUUCCAAUCUCGGACGACACUCGGAGGCACUCCCAUUCAUCGAAGAAAGCAUCAAACUAUACCGUGAGCUAGUUGCUGUUCACCCAGGAUCAUACACCCCGGAUUUGGCCAGAUCACUCAACAAUCUAUAUUUGGCUCUUUCCAAUCUCGGACGGCACUCGGAGGCACUCCCAUUCAUCGAAGAAAGCAUCAAACUAUACCGUGAGCUAGUUGCUGUUCACCCAGGAUCAUACACCCCGGAUUUGGCCCUCUCACUCAACAAUCUAUAUAACGCUCUUUCCAAUCUCGGACGGCACUUGGAGGCGCUCCCAUUCAUUGAAGAGAGCAUGAAACUACACCGUGAGCUGGUCGCUGUUCACCCAGGAUCAUACACCCCAGAUUUGGCCAGAUCACUCAACAAUCUAUAUUUGGCUCUUUCCAAUCUCGGACAGCACUCGGAGGCGCUCCCUUUCAUCGAAGAAAGCGUCAAACUCCGGCGCGAGCUAGUUGCCAUUCACCCAGCAUCAUACACCCCAGUUCUGGCCAUCUCGCUCGACAACCUCGGUGGUGCUCUUGGCCAACUCGGACAGCACUCGGAGGCGCUCCCAUUCAUUGAAGAAAGCGUCAAACUCCGGCGCGGGCUAGUUGUCAUUCACCCAGGAUCAUACACCCCGGAUUUGGCCAUCUCACUCAACAAUCUAUAUAAUGCUCUUUCCAAUCUCGGACGGCACUCGGAGGCGCUCCCGUUCAUUGAAGAAAGCGUCAAACUCCAGCGCGAGCUAGUUGCUGUUCACCCAGGAUCAUACCCCCCGGAUUUGGCCAUCUCCCUCACCAAUCUAUAUGAGGCUCUUUCCAAUCUCGGAUGGCACUCGGAGGCGCUCCCAUUCAUCGAAGAAAGUGUCAAGAUCCAACGCCAGCUGGUUGAAAUCAACCCAGGAGCAUAUGCCCCGGGAUUGGCCCGUUCACUCAGAAAUCUACGUCAAGCUCUUUCCAAUCUUGGACGUCAUUCCGAGGCACAAAUGGUCCACGUUUGAGCAACCCAAGUCCGGUGGUCCUCUCAUUUCCCGUUGUCAUUGCGUUUGCCACUUUGCCACCUGCUGAUGGAGAACAAGUACUAACAAGUCCAGCCUCAAUUUUUUUUAUUAGAUAUUAUUGAUACAAUAGUUACUGGCACUACGCUCAUAACAAAUCACAGUUGCAACGUAUAGUUUCAAUAUGAAGGUUGCUCAUUUCUCUUAUAUGUACUGGUCCAACGUUUCUGUAUACCAUCAUAACCAACGACGUUAAAGUUCGAUGGAUGCUGAAUGUCGAUGCAAUG